CGCCGCGGGAGCUGCUCCGGCCACACCAUGCGGGAGCUGGCCAUCGAGAUCGGGGUGCGAGCCUUGCUCUUCGGAGUCUUCGUUUUUACAGAGUUUUUGGAUCCGUUCCAGAGAGUCAUCCAACCGGAAGAGAUCUGGCUCUAUAAAAAUCCUUUGGUGCAAUCAGAUAACAUACCUACCCGCCUCAUGUUUGCAAUUUCUUUCCUCACACCCCUGGCUGUUAUUUGUGUGGUGAAAAUUAUCCGGCGAACAGACAAGACUGAAAUUAAGGAAGCCUUCUUAGCGGUGUCCUUGGCUCUUGCUUUGAAUGGAGUCUGCACAAACACUAUUAAAUUAAUAGUGGGAAGACCUCGCCCCGAUUUCUUUUACCGCUGCUUUCCAGAUGGAGUGAUGAACUCGGAAAUGCACUGCACAGGUGACCCCGAUCUGGUGUCCGAGGGCCGCAAAAGCUUCCCCAGCAUCCAUUCCUCCUUUGCCUUUUCAGGCCUUGGCUUCACGACGUUCUACUUGGCGGGAAAGCUGCACUGCUUCACCGAGAGUGGGCGGGGAAAGAGCUGGCGGCUCUGUGCUGCCAUCCUGCCCUUGUACUGCGCCAUGAUGAUUGCCCUGUCCCGCAUGUGUGACUACAAGCAUCACUGGCAAGAUUCCUUUGUGGGUGGAGUCAUCGGCCUCAUUUUUGCAUACAUUUGCUACAGACAGCACUAUCCUCCUCUGGCCAACACAGCUUGCCAUAAACCCUACGUUAGUCUGCGAGUCCCAGCCUCACUGAAGAAAGAGGAGAGACCCACAGCUGACAGCGCACCCAGCUUGCCUCUGGAGGGGAUCACCGAAGGCCCCGUAUGACCAGUGUCCUGGGAGGAUGGACGCUAAGCCCUGGGCACAUCUGCCACCCUGACAUCAUAACACAAUAGAAAUGGUUUUUUGUAGUGUUUUUCAUCAGUUGUUUCUCAAAGUCAUCGUACUUCUGCUUCUGUUUCACUGAUGGUGUUCCUGCUACUUUAAAUGUCUACUUCCAACAUCCUUGAAUUUGCAAACGAAGGACACCAGGAACAAUCCCUGAGAGACGUGUGGAAGAGGCUGCGAAGGUGGGGUUUGGGGAGCUUGGCCGAUUCCUCUAUCCAAAGUGUUUGCUGUAACAGCCACCUUCCUAUGUUUUCAUGGUUGUAAAACACAAUAAAACCUCCCACCUGGAAGAGUUGG
This is a messenger RNA of Mandrillus leucophaeus (drill), 1200 nucleotides long. RefSeq names its product phosphatidic acid phosphatase type 2 domain containing 1A (gene PLPP4). Gene Ontology annotation, molecular function: phosphatidate phosphatase activity. The record is from RefSeq and is a predicted model, not a curated record. The coding region runs from base 28 to 843 and encodes 271 amino acids. Gene Ontology annotation, biological process: phospholipid metabolic process. Lineage: Eukaryota; Metazoa; Chordata; Mammalia; Primates; Cercopithecidae. The transcript has 7 exons.